Molecule: messenger RNA, 660 nt
Organism: [Torrubiella] hemipterigena
Lineage: Eukaryota; Fungi; Ascomycota; Sordariomycetes; Hypocreales; Clavicipitaceae
Source: the annotation of a GenBank genome assembly
AUGAGCAGCUACAUUGACUGGUCCAAGACCACAAAGUCCAAGGACUACCGUGGCUCCGGCUCCUUUUCUACCCUACUUAUUGUCGGGCCCACCUGUUUCUUCCUCGGUGUUCUCUUUGCCUCGUUCCCCUACGACUACCCGCUGCUCUGGAGCAAGGAUGUCGUGGCUCCCGAGUUCUACGACCAGCUCGAGACACAUCUCAAGUUCAUGCAUGCUGCGCCGCCUCUGAUUGGCCGCCUGCUCAACAUUAUGAUUAGCGUUGGCUUCCUCGGUCUCUUCAUCAAGCUCUUCCGCCCCAGCGAGGCCAACUUCCUGUUUGAUGGCGCCUCGCUCAUCCUCUACGUCAUUGGUGUUGCCGUCUAUGUCUCCAACAUUGUCACUGGUCUGCGCACCGUUAGCUCCGGUCUGUGGGAGAAGGACGAGUACCGCUUCACGCAUGCGACAGAGAACGACGGCGAGUUCUUGCUCGGCCGCGAGGACUCGCUGCGCGUGCUGGCUGCCAGCAACACCAUUCUUGCCUUGGUCUUGAUUGGUGUCCUGGUCCUGCAGGCCGGUCAGUGGUAUGCUGAGAAGCGCGAGUGGGAUGACACUGCGGAGGAGGCUGAGAAGAAGAAGAAGGACGGAUCCCCUGCUAGCAAGGCUACCAAGAAGAAGCAGUAA